Messenger RNA from Sardina pilchardus (European sardine), 3599 nucleotides. It is a transcript of the gene arhgap20b, whose product is annotated as Rho GTPase activating protein 20b. Bases 112 to 3519 code for a protein of 1135 amino acids. Gene Ontology annotation, molecular function: GTPase activator activity. The transcript has 15 exons. Gene Ontology annotation, biological process: signal transduction; regulation of Rho protein signal transduction. The record is from RefSeq and is a predicted model, not a curated record. Lineage: Eukaryota; Metazoa; Chordata; Actinopteri; Clupeiformes; Clupeidae.
GUGUGAGUGUGUGUGUGUGUGUGUGAGAGAGAGAGAGAGAGCUGAGCUGAGCUGAGCUGAGUGAAGUGGCUGGGGCAGCAGGGAGAUGGUGGUGUCAGGGCCGGACUGAAGAUGACUCCUCAGCACAAGGCCAGUCCUCAGAUCUCAACACAGCAGGGGGGGGAGGCCAGCACACAUGAGAAGAAGAAGAUGAAGACGAUGCUUCAAAGGCGAAGGACGGCUCAGUCUGUCAUAAGCAGAGCUCUCAGCAAGCCCAGGACACAAACCAGGGCUGGCAUCUCCGUGGAGCGCUGCCCUUGGCAUGUGAAUCAGCCAGACGUGGCCGUCACCCAGGGCUCUUUCUUCGUCAUGGAGGACCAUGUUUACCUCACCAACGGGCUGCAAACUCAGGAGAGGCACCUCUUCCUUUUCACGGACGUCCUCAUCAUUGCCAAGUCCAAGUCCUCGGCCAGUCUUAAGGUGAAGGCGCAGGUGAGGCUUAGCGAGAUGUGGCUGGCCUCCUGCGUGGAGCAGGUGACCGAGCGCAAGCUCAGCUCCAAGAACUCCUUUGUUAUCGGCUGGCCCACGACCAAUUACGUCGUCACCCUCAGUUCCACAGAAACUAAGGAGAAAUGGCUGUCAACUCUGAAAUGGUACAUCGUUAAAUCCAAGCAAGAUGAACUCCCGUCUAAAAUUGCCAUGGGACUCCUAGUGCUGCUGGAUGAUCGGGUCUUUACUGCUGCACUUCAACUGAACAGCAGUGCCACGGCUGAUGAGAUCAUCCAGACAGUCGUGCUUCAAUGUGCAUUAAGAGGACCACCGGCGGAGUAUCAGCUCUGGGUGGAGUCGGCGGCGGAGGAGGCUCCGUGUGUCCUCAUCGGGCACGAGUGUCCGUACAGCAUCAUCCUCCAUCACCUGCGGGUGUCCGAGUGCCUGCCCAUGGUGCGCCGGAGCCUUCUGACGGCCGAGGGCACGCUGCACCUGGAGCUCCUGCCCAGGGAGGUGCCCGUGCCCCUCUUCACCUUCAGGGCCCGCAGUGCCAGGCACCACCCCACCCAGACCGAUUUCUCUCAGAAGCAAAGGCGGAAGAGAUCGAUCAUAGACUGGGCGCUGCGUCGAGGGACCAGCAACCAAUCAAGCGGCCCGACAGACUCCCCCUGCAGUGCUCUGUUCGGCCAGCCGCUAGCCACCAUCUGCCCCCAUGGAUGCCCACCUCAGCCCAUCAUGGAUAUGCUCUACACGCUAUACCAGGAGGGACCGUCCACCCAGGGGAUUUUCCGGCGCUCGGCCAACGCGAAGAGCUGCAGGGAGCUCAAGGAGAAGCUGACCGGUGGCAUGGAGUCCUUACCAGAGGGAGAGUCUGUGCUCGUCAUCGCAGCUGUCUUCACUGACUUCCUGCGUAGUCUACCCGGCAGCAUCCUGGGUUCCCACUUGUGUGAGCGGUGGAUGGAGGUGAUGGAUGUGGAGGAGGAGGAGGAGAGGAGAGCCGUCGUGAGGAGCUUGGUGGCUGAGCUCCCUGAGGAGAAUGGCACCCUGCUGCGCUACAUGUUCUGGGUGCUGCACCGGAUCCAGCAGCACUCGGAGCACAACCAGAUGAGCGCCUCAAACCUGGCUCUCUGCAUCGCCCCCAACAUGCUGAUACUGCCCUCGCCGACCAGCGCCGAGGAGGAGACCAAAGCCAUGAAAAAGGUUGCUGAAGUCACUCAGCUGCUCAUUGAGAGCACUCCCUCCAUCUUUGGUGAGGACGUAGGAGGGCCUCUACGUCAGUGGAGGAGCAUGAGGGAUGAGCAAGCGGUCGGUGCAGAGGAGCCAGCCCUGCUUGCCAAACAGACGGGUCCGAAGGCGGCCUCCUCCGUCUCGCUCCUCUCCCCCCCUGACCACUUCCUGCUGCCCCUGGCCACUCUGGCCCUGCGGGAGGACCAGUCGUCGGCGUCCAGCGUGUCCGUCUGCUCCAUCCCCGCCGGACUGGGCCCCUUGCGCUCGUCUCGCUGCGCCUCCGAACCCACCGUCUGCCCGGCGACUCAGCCGUCGCCCGCCCACGUGCCCGUGGCCCGCCAGUCCAGCUGCGACGCGGCCGUGAUGGGCGGCUCGUCCGGCCAAUCGCGGAGCCCCUGCGCGGCGCGGGCGCGGCACUUCCAGGCCAGGCAGAAGCAGCCGGCGUGGCGGCCCGAGGACGGCAGCCCGAGGACGGGGAGGAGCCGCUACGCGCUGUGGAGGUCUCCUCAGAUCGCGCCGCGCUUCCGCCACUUCAGCCUGUCCAGCCUGUCGUCGUCCGCCGCCACCAUCGCCUCCUCCUCGGUCAGCUCGCUGGACAGCGCCCUGUCGCUGGCCUCGUCCGAGACGCCGUCCAGCCCCAAGGACGGCGCCGCGUCGUCCCGCCGGCCCUCCUUCCUCUUCGGCGCCGCCGCCAGGCUCCGGCCGCUGACGCCCGACGUGCCGCGCAAGUUCCCGCCGGACUGGAGCAUGGCCUUCCCUCACGAGGAGGUGGACGCCGAGGGCCAGGAGGAGGAGGAGGAGGAAGAGGAGGAGGAAGAGGAGGAGGAAGAGGAGGAGGCCAAGAGAGCGAGCGAGCGAGGACACUGGGCUGGAGUGACAGACGAAGAGGCGGAGGAGGGGGGAGAGUGUGAGGACGAAAGCGGCAGCUCCCGGUGGAGUAGCCGGCCUGACCUGGCGAUGACACGCUCUGUGGGGGACGGGGAGCAGGUGCUGUGGACUAAUGAGCGCUGGGCUGACCGCAGGGCUCCGGGCGAGACCAGGGAGACGUCGGUCACUCACAUCAAGCUGAGCAGCUCCUCCGUCCAGCUGCCCGCACGCUCCGGCUUGCCCGACGUGGAACAGGUGCAGCGGACUAAAAUCACCUUCUAUUCCUCGUCCGCCACGCUGACCGUCUCGGACCCCGCCGCGCGCCCAGUCGCAGACACCGCUGCGGGGGUGGACUCGCCGGGCCCGGCGGGAACGUCCGGCGCCCAGAGCCACACGGUGCGCGUGCACAUCCCGCAGACGGUGUUCUACGGCCACAGCGCGCCUCUGGUGCUCCGCUCGGUCUCCGCGCGAGCCGGUCCCGCAGAUGGCGAGGGCUCGCCGCGGGUCGACCGCCCGCGCACCCGCAUCACCGUGUCCGGGGGCAUCAGCCUGUCCAAUAGCGCCUGGCACGGAGCCCCGACCGCCAACGGGGCCGAGGGGACAGCGGCGCCGCGGAUGGCAGGUGCCAGCCAGGACGUGAUUGGCGGUGGCGAUGGCGGGGGCUCCGCUGGGCACGCGCGGCCCCCGAGCUCGCCCAAGCCACACAGUCGGGCGUCGGCGGCGAUCCGCCACACCAUCCGCAUCAAGCUGCCCGCCAUGGUGCGCAACACGGUCCGAGAGUACUUUAGCCACGGGGAGGGCGACGGCGACGGCCCCAGCGCCAAUGCCCGGUCGGCGGCCGUGGAGAAGGAGCUGGUCAUCAACAGACUGCAGUGGCAGAGGAGAGACCCCCAUUGCUCCCUGUCUGAGGCCUGUCCAGCCUCCGCCUAUUCGGACAAAGAGGAGCCUUAUGUCUAGCCACGUUCACCUUUCACAUGAGGGAAUUGCACUUUUUGGACUGUUUUGCAUGAAUUUACUGUAGAAGGUCACAAAAGACA